This is a messenger RNA of Adineta ricciae, 393 nucleotides long. The record is from the annotation of a GenBank genome assembly. NCBI's taxonomy places the organism in Eukaryota, Metazoa, Rotifera, Eurotatoria, Adinetida, Adinetidae.
AUGACUUCGUACCUUUCGAUUGUCUUGCCAUUUCUAUGGAUUGUAGCUGUAACUCAUGUGAAUUCAGCAUGUUUUCACGAACAAGCCGUGACAAAAGUGACAGAGUAUGGCACUGUCGAUACUCAUUGCCAGUACAACAAUAUCAAAGUACUGCCGGGCUCAUCGUUUAGAUUACCCAUGCCUGACUGCUUAGAAUGUAAAUGUACUAAAAAAUCAAUGAUUUGUUGUGGAUUUGGUUUCGCGGCAGGCAAGGUCGAAGCACCUGCUGGUUGUAUAGCGCAAAAUGAUGCUUGCAAGUUAAUCUUCGUUGAAGAAAAGAAUACAAAACAAUUGUGUAAAUUGGCUGGACCGAGCGCGGGCAAAAAGAGAAAACCACGACCUCACGCUAAUUAG